This is a messenger RNA of Sparassis crispa, 723 nucleotides long. Its product is annotated as macro domain-like protein. The transcript is spliced from 2 exons. The coding region runs from base 1 to 723 and encodes 240 amino acids. The record is from RefSeq and is a predicted model, not a curated record. NCBI's taxonomy places the organism in Eukaryota, Fungi, Basidiomycota, Agaricomycetes, Polyporales, Sparassidaceae.
AUGUUGCCUCGUUUCAUUUUCAUAGCUCCAGAACCGCGUCCUCCUCGCAAGGCUGGCGUCAAACCCAAGACAUCGCUGUGCGCCUCCUGGAAGCAAGCCAUUCAAGAACAUUUAUCCACUGACGAAUCCUUCAUCACUGUCAUCGAAGGGAAAUUUAACGGGAUUGAUGCAGAAAAGCUACGAUGCGACUGCAUAGUAUCUCCGGCUAAUUCGUUUGGCAUCAUGGACGGAGGCUUUGAUUUAGAACUUUCGCGCUAUCUCAAGGGCACGGGAGAUAUGUGGAGCCUCACAAAUCAUUGCCAAGCAUACAUUCGCGAAACUUGGCAUGGCUUCGUGCCACCUGGGUCUUGCACCCUUGUACCUCUCCCCGACGACGUAGCUGGCCCAAAUAACGCAUGGCACAUCCGCGUUGUGGCCAUGGUGCCGACCAUGCGCACACCCGAGGAUGUCAGCUGGCAUCAGGACAUCAUUUACAGCUGCAUGUGGAGUUUAUUAGUGCAACUGGAGCACUGGAACAAGACAGCACACGAAAACGGGAGGGAGAAAAUUGAGAGCGUGCUGAUGACAGGGUUGGGCACGGGCCAAGGUGGGAUAUCAUCGGAGAAGUGCGCACAACAGAUGAUUCUUGCUGUGAAGCACUUCCAUGAAGAAUUGCCACCACAGCUUAGAUGGGUGGAUGUUCGACAGCGUACGACGGAAGUUGAACGCAGUACAGAGUUGUGA